Molecule: messenger RNA, 1980 nt
Organism: Xiphophorus hellerii (green swordtail)
Lineage: Eukaryota; Metazoa; Chordata; Actinopteri; Cyprinodontiformes; Poeciliidae
Gene: ccn5
Product: cellular communication network factor 5
Exons: 6
Coding region: 296-1261 (321 amino acids)
Biological process (GO): signal transduction; cell adhesion; positive regulation of cell differentiation
Cellular component (GO): extracellular region; extracellular matrix
Molecular function (GO): heparin binding; integrin binding
Source: RefSeq, a predicted model, not a curated record
AUUUUUUCCUCCAGUGAAGCUCGGAAAUCUCCAAGCGCAUGAGGAAAGGAAAAAACUCAGGGUGGAGGCAUGUCUGCGGGUGGGGGUGUGUGUGUGUGGGUGUGUGUGUGGAGGUGGAAAUGGGCAGCAGGGAGGAGGAAUGUGAAACAUUUCUGGUGCCGGACCAGAGGCUGUUUACACAGCAGUGACAUCAGAGGCCAGACUUUAUAAAAGUCAGCAGGCAUGAGAACGAGCUCUUAGCAAACGGCUCCCAUCCAUCACACAGCAGGAAACACCGAGCGGCACCAGGAUCACAAUGGACCGACUGGAUCGCUGUGUGAUUAUUCUGUCUGCGCUGCUUUGUGUGGCCACACAGGUUCUGUGCCAGCUCUGCAACAGGCCCUGCCUUUGCCCUGCUUCUGCCCCUCAGUGCGCUGCGGGCGUCCCUCUGGUGCCGGACGGCUGCAGGUGCUGCCAGGUGUGCGCUCGGCAGCGAGGCGAGUCGUGCUCAGAGAUGCUGCCCUGCGACAGGCAGAAAGGACUGCAGUGUGACUUCAGCGCCAGCUUCCCUGGGGACCCUGGAGAGUGUGUCGGUGAUGAGGAUCUGAGCUGCAAGGUGAACGGCAUCACGUACCUCAACGGCCAGUCGUUCCAGCCAUCCUGCGACUCUUACUGCCACUGCCGAGGCGGAGGAGUGAGCUGCGUGUCGACCUGUCCGCUGACGGGCCGCCUUCCCACUCCGGACUGUCCCAGCCCGCAGUUCGUCCGUUUACCGGGGAAGUGCUGCAGGGAAUGGGUGUGUGAAAACCUGGAAAACACCGUGAUUCAAGACGCCAUUACAGCCAUGAAUCCAGGCAGGUCGGGGUCAACGAUGGCAGGAGCUCCUGUCCUGAAACAGCUGGUCCUGCCAGCCUCCAGCUGCGUGGAGCAGGCCACCCAGUGGAGCGCCUGCUCCCAGAGCUGCGGGGCCGGCGUCUCCACUCGGGUCUCAAACCAAAAUCCUGCCUGCAAGCUGCAAAUGGAGACCCGACUGUGCAAAGUGCGGCCCUGCGGGGCCGUUCAGCCUGUGCCAAGGAAACCCAGGAGGGGACAGAAGGGUUGGUGCAAAGCCAGCUACAGGUCACCAGGUCCCAUCCGACUUGUGCAUCAUGGCUGCUUCAGCACUCAAAGCCUACCAGCUGCAGUACUGUGGCCAGUGCAACGACUCUCGAUGCUGCACGCCGCACCAAACCUCCACCGUUCAGGUGACCUUCCACAGCCAAGUUUUGAAUUGAAUUCCUAAUGAAUAUUGUGGUAUUUUUAACAUAUUUUACUACUUUGUACUGAUUCUGGGAAGUAUCAAGAUCGUAGAUUGUAAAACAAAUUGCUCUUGCAUGUCAGAGCUGCUCCUUCUGUCAACUUUCAACCCUCCUAAAACAGUUUAAUUGUGCCUGAAAUGAUAGCUGUAAUCAUCUUAUGCUGACUAUUCAUUUGCCUUCAGACAAGGAGGUUUACAGCCCAAACCUUUCAGCAUGUUCUGACAUCUAGUGGUCGGAACAGUGUACUGCAGAUGCAGAGCAUUGGACAGAACAUUCAACUUGAGAAUAGCAAUAAAAUCUUUUCUUGUUGCAGCCUCAAAAACAUAUAAAGAUGUGGUAAACUCUGUUUUGAAACAUUUUGUUCAGCUUUUAAUUUAUAUUUUAAACAUGAGGAAAUUAAGCCAGCUACCAGAAGUUCACUUGUAGUCAUAAUGGGCAUGAACAGAAUUAAUUAAGGAUUCAUUUGAGGUCUUUUCAUGUUGGACUGGUUGUGCAUAUUUUUUCAAACCAAUAUUUUAGUAAAGAAAGUUGAUUUUUUGGUGGAUUUUCUCUAAUUCUCUGAAGAUCCAAAGCAAAAAAGACCCUCAGUAUGACGCUACCACCACCUUGUUUCACAGUAUUCUGUAUGCUAUGGUACAGUAUUCUCAGAUGCUAAAGCUUCCAUUUGACUUUACAUCUUAUUAAUCUUCAGUCUUCAAUGCAA